Messenger RNA from Lactuca saligna, 546 nucleotides. The record is from the annotation of a GenBank genome assembly. NCBI's taxonomy places the organism in Eukaryota, Viridiplantae, Streptophyta, Magnoliopsida, Asterales, Asteraceae.
AUGGAAGGUCGCCAUUGCGACGCUGCUGUCGGAGAACCACCGAGGGUCGAGGAACACGGUGAGCCGUCGUUCACCAAGGUGGGCUUUGCUGAGCUUUAUCACCACCAUUUUUUGUUGCCACUUUAUCUCCUCUUCUUUUGUCGUCAAGCUAUCGCCGCCAUCGCCUUAUCAAGCAACGAGUGCGGCUCUGGAUGGCGUUUCUCUCCGACUAUCGUGAGCCACCGUGGGGGUGGCUGUGAUUGGCAUGGCUUCCCACCAUGGUGGCCAUUUCCUUGUUGUCACCGCAAUCCGUCAUUGAUUGCCACUAAAGUGUUGCUGCCAUCGCCGCCCACCACAGGUGGCUGUGAUUGGGUGUCGGAUUCGUUUUCCAAGAAAAAAUGCAUACGGCUAAAUUAUAAUGAAAUGAAAUUUAAAACCACCACCUUAGGGUGGUGGUUGUCGCCUCUUGCCGCCACCGGCCACCGUGUCGGGUGGCAGUGCGCUUUGCCUCUUGUGAUAGAUUCGUUUGGGGUGCUAGAAACCCUAAUGGGCUCAAAGGAGCUCUAA